Messenger RNA from Zasmidium cellare ATCC 36951, 264 nucleotides. RefSeq lists its product as uncharacterized. The record is from RefSeq and is a predicted model, not a curated record. Lineage: Eukaryota; Fungi; Ascomycota; Dothideomycetes; Mycosphaerellales; Mycosphaerellaceae. The transcript is spliced from 2 exons. The coding region runs from base 1 to 264 and encodes 87 amino acids.
AUGUCCGCCAACAGACACUUCGCAUUCCCAGUCUCUGGACCAACCUUCGGCAACGAAGUCGCAGCAUACACCACCCUCAGAAACGACUCCGACGCCUCCCCCAUCUCAUCCAGCAACACAUCGACAUACUCGUCGUCGCGAAAGUCCCGAUCGGCUUUGAAGCUCGUCAAAGCUGUUGCAAGCCCCAUUGGAGGGCUGUUCGACAAAGUCGCGGCCCAGGACCGAGCUGGUCAGGGACUUGCUCGUCAUCAUAUCCAGUAUUGA